Messenger RNA from Tribolium castaneum (red flour beetle), 3036 nucleotides. RefSeq lists its product as uncharacterized. The transcript has 13 exons. Lineage: Eukaryota; Metazoa; Arthropoda; Insecta; Coleoptera; Tenebrionidae. The coding region runs from base 166 to 2865 and encodes 899 amino acids. The record is from RefSeq and is a predicted model, not a curated record. Gene Ontology annotation, cellular component: mitochondrial matrix; mitochondrion; cytoplasm. Gene Ontology annotation, molecular function: oxidoreductase activity; protein binding.
AACCUUGAUAACCUUGAUCUUGCAUCUCCAAUCCUAACCUCAAAAAAACAAAAUGUCAAAGAUGACUUUUGAAGGCAAAUAAAUCGUUUAAUUUCCUCUCGUAGUGACACCAAAAGGCUUCAUGUGUAAUUAACAUUUUAAUUCACACUCAAGUGUCUUCCUGAGAUGUUGCGUAGAAUACGAAAAGAUUAUAUUCGAACACAGUGCCAAAGGUUCCUAUCUUCCAACAGAAAAUUAAACACUGAAAACAUCUACGAUGUCGAAGACGGACCUCUUGAAACUGUUGUGCCCCCACGAAAUGCCAAGGUCGUCGUGUGUGGGGGCGGCGUUAUGGGGGCGUCUGUAGUCUACCACUUGGCCAAGCUGGGAUGGGGCGAACAAACAGUCUUAAUAGAACAAAACAGGGUUGGAGGGGGCACAACAUGGCAUUCAUCUGGACUUAUUGGUGUUUUUAAACCAAGUUUAGCACAAGUUAAGCUCACAAAAUCUAGUGUUGAAUUGUACGAACAUUUAGAGUCGAAAGGGUUAGCAACUGGUUGGAAACAGUGUGGUAGUCUCAAUUUAGCCAGAACUAGGGAUAGAAUGACGGUUUUUCGCCGAAUGAAGGCACAAUCAGUUUCUUGGCAAAUUGACUGUGAAUUAUUGUCGCCUCAGGAAUGUAAAGCAAAAUGCCCGUUAUUGAAUGUGGAUGAUUUAGUUGGGGGGAUGUGGAUACCAGGAGAUGGGGUAGGGGACCCCUAUGAGACUUGUAUGUCAGUAGCAGGGGAAGCAAAAAAAAUGGGUGUUAAAAUUGUCGAAAACUGCACGGUAACAAAAAUUCAUCAAAAUAAUGGUAAAGUUUCCGGCGUCGAGACGGAUUUAGGUCCAAUUGAUUGUGAAUAUUUUGUUAACUGUGCGGGAUUUUGGGCAAGAGGAGUUGGACAGUUGUCUGAACCAUAUGUAAAGGUUCCCUUGCAUGCCGUUGAACACUAUUAUUUGCACACUAAGCCAAUUCCAGGCUUGGAUUCGAUGACUCCGGUUGUUCGCGACCAAGAUGGUCAUAUUUAUUUUAGGGAAAAUAAAGGAAGACUGUUAGCUGGUGGUUUUGAACCUGUUGCUAAACCAGCUUUUGAGGAUGGCAGGAUACCAGCGAGCAGUAAAGAACGAUAUCUGCCAGAAGACUGGGAUCAUUUUCAUAUAUUACUCGAACAACUUCUUCACAGAGUCCCUCAUUUGGGUUCAGCGGUAUUGGACCGUCUGUGUAACGGCCCUGAAGCCUUUAGUCCCGAUUGUAAAUGGAUAGUUGGCGAAGCCCCUGAAAUAAGAAAUUAUUUAGUGGCCGCCGGCAUGAAAACUGUGGGUAUAUCCGCAGCAGGCGGUGUUGGACAACUAACCGCAGAGAUAAUAGUGAAUGGGGAAACUUCAUUUGAUAUUUAUGAAUUGGAAGUUUCCCGUUUUUUGGGUUUGCACAAUAAUCGGAAAUUCCUGCGGGAUCGUGUUAAGGAAGUUCCGGGAAUGCAUUAUGGGCUUUGUUAUCCCUUUCAUGAAUUUAGCACAGGGAGGAAUUUGAGAAUGUCGCCGGUUUAUCCAAAACUGCGUGAAGCUGGCGCUGUUUUUGGACAGGUUAUGGGGUAUGAAAGGCCUGCUUGGUUUGAUACAGCACAAGCUUUAGAGGGAGAACCUCAAGACUGGUCAACUCCUAGCAGAAUGGCAUACACUAACACUUUCGGAAAACCUCCAUGGUUUGACAAUGUCGCUGCUGAAUAUGCUGCAUGCAGGGAAAGUGUAGGAAUUAGUGAUUAUUCAUCUUUUACCAAAAUUGAUCUCUGGUCGAAAGGCAACGAAGUAGUCAGUGCACUACAAUUUUUAUGCUCAAACGAUGUUGAUGUUCCUAUCGGUAGUAUAAUCCACACUGGUAUGCAAAAUAAAUAUGGUGGCUACGAAAAUGAUUGUUCUUUGGCCCGAUUGUCUGAAAACCAUUAUAUGAUGAUAGCUCCAACCAUCCAACAAACACGCUGUAAAGUGUGGCUACAGAAGCACCUACCACCAACUGUAACAAUUUCAGACGUGACUAGUAUGUUUACAGCACUUGCUAUCAUGGGUCCGUUCACUCGAACUCUGCUUUCUGAGUUAACGGAUACCGAUUUGAGUCCGAAGAAUUUUCCGUUUUUUACGUUUAAAAUGCUUGAUGUGGGUUUAGCUAAUGGAAUUCGUACCAUGAAUCUAACUCAUACUGGGGAGUUGGGUUAUGUUAUGUAUAUUCCCAAUGAGUUUGCCUUACAUGUCUACUCGAGUCUGAUACAAGCGGGUGAGAAAUACGGUAUCAAACAUGCGGGAUAUUAUGCCACUAGAGCGCUAAGAGUUGAGAAAUUUUACGCUUUCUGGGGCCAGGAUUUGGAUACGAGGACAACGCCUCUUGAAUGUGGGAGAGUGUGGCGAGUCAAAUUUGAUAAAGGGGUUGAUUUCAUUGGGAGAGAUGCUCUGCUAAGGCAAAGGGAAGAAGGGGUUAAACGAAUGUACAUACAGUUGAUUUUGAAUGAUCAUUGUCACGAAACCGAACUGUGGCCUUGGGGUGGUGAACCGAUUUAUCGAGAUGGCAAAUAUGUUGGGAUGAGUACCACAACAGGAUACGGGUUUACGUUUAAAAAACAGGUUUGUUUAGGAUUUGUUGAAAAUUACGGCGAAAAUGGGGAAAGACUGCGUGUGACAAACGACUAUGUUUUGAGUGGUGACUACGAGGUUGAUAUUGCAGGAAUAAGAUACCAUGCCAAAGUUAACGUACACUCACCAAUCUUGCCUACGAAAUAUCCCGAUAAAGAACGUGAUGUUUAUCAAGCUACAAGAGAUAAACAUGAUGAUAAUGUGGUGGUUAAAGCCAUAAAGUAACGAAAUUAUUAGAAAUAAUUACACAGUUUUUGUUCAUACUCGCAUUAAAAGUGUUUUUUUCAACACCAUGUUGUUGAAAUUCAGUCCUAUUACAUUUUAGUUGAAAGUAACAUUAGAAGGUUUGUAAAUAUGAGCUCCAUAAUUUAUUAAUAAACAUUCUAUAAUCAAAAA